Cyphomyrmex costatus is the source of this 1910-nucleotide messenger RNA. Its product is annotated as acyl-CoA-binding domain-containing protein 5-B. Gene Ontology annotation, molecular function: fatty-acyl-CoA binding. NCBI's taxonomy places the organism in Eukaryota, Metazoa, Arthropoda, Insecta, Hymenoptera, Formicidae. The coding region runs from base 468 to 1529 and encodes 353 amino acids. The transcript is spliced from 8 exons. The record is from RefSeq and is a predicted model, not a curated record. Gene Ontology annotation, biological process: fatty acid metabolic process. Gene Ontology annotation, cellular component: cytoplasm.
CGCGAUCCGGAGCUGUGUGGACGCCGAUUAGUUCCUGGACAGAGAAGGAAAAGCAAUAGCAAGAAGUCGACAAAUUUGCUGCUUGAGAUUAUUCCUUGGACAACUCAGGCUUGCGCAUGCCCGCGAAUAUUACCCCGAACGGCCGCCAAUCGUCAAACCGUAUGGUAAUCCAUAGCAACAAUCUGUCAGUCAUCGUCAGUACAGCCAGUCAUCGUCAUCGCAGCCAUCGCGUGACCCGCCCGGAUGAUCAACAUCCCGACAGACAUCAACAACGGCAGUCGGCUCAGCAGUCCCUCGCGGUUUGCAUUGUGGCCAGGCCAGUCCGCUUCUCGACGGAGGACGAGUCGUCGUAACAAAGGUACAACCGACGUAGCCGAGGGAGCCACGUCGUGUCCUAAAAAGGAAUAGAAUACCAAGGGAAAGAGAGAUAAAAUAAAAGGACACCGUUGCUCAUCCGUCCAGGAAACAUGACGACGGAGGAGAAGUUUAAUGCUGCCGUGAACGUGAUCAGGAGUUUGCCGAAAAAUGGAGCGUAUCAGCCCAGUCAUGAGAUUAUGCUGCGUUUUUAUUCGUAUUACAAACAAGCGACUGAAGGACCCUGCCAACAAUCUAAACCCGCAUUUUGGGAGGUAGUGAAGAAAGCGAAAUGGGAUGCAUGGACACGUCUUGGAAAUAUGAGCCGUAUAGAAGCCAUGAAUAAUUAUGUGGAGGAACUGAAGAAAAUUGUCGAGACAAUGUCUUACACAGAUAAUGUGGCAACGUUUCUCGGCAGUUUGGAUUCCUUUUAUGAAAGUGUACCAGCUGAAGAUUUGGAAUUGCUCGUGGGACCAGUACUGGAGCGUAUGCGCUCCCAACCGGGAUCACCAUUGUCUGGUUCACCAUUAGUGUCGAGAGAAACAUCACCUCACAGAGUAAUGAAUGCUUCUCGGCAUAUAACGAGCAGUUUGGAAACUAGCCCGACCAGCAGCCGUACUGCAAGUCCGCUACCACAGGAUACUGAUGGCGAAGAAGAGGAAUUUAUAGAUACUGUUGAAUCAGCGCCGGAGAGAGCGCAAAAAGAUGCACUUAAAUCCACUAUUGCUUCUCAAAAGGUACAAACCACAGCAAAGAACGGAAUUGAUCAUUCAAGUACAGAAAAUGUUAUAAAAGAAAACACUGAAUUAACUAAUGGAUACAGUAAUACUAAUGGUCACGUGGAAACGAUAUCGGAGAACCAUAGAGAGAGAGGUAGACAGAGAACGAAGAAAGAUGACAAUAAGGUUAAUGCAGAAUUCAUGAAUCAAAUCGCGACAACUAUGCAGCAUCUACAAAGAGAUUUAGAUCGCAUAACGGCUAGAGUACGAGGUUUGGAAGGGCAAGCCCUGCAAGCACUGGCGCCACCAACAGAGCACACUGUUAGACGAAAGUAUGCAAAAUGGUGGCCAUUGCAAGAAUGCCCUCCGCGUUUGUUUGUUUUACUAAUCUUAUGGCCAUUUGUUGCUCACUUACUGAUCAACUUUAUGCAGCGUUAUCGCCAACGAAGACUGUGAUGUCACGACUAUCAUUCCUACGCUGAGAACACAUUUCCCACUGUUUGGGUUAUUAAUAUUGAGUUAUAGUAAACGUACACACAGAUUUUUUUGUUUAGUUAUAUAUAUAUAUUCUUUAUAGAGACAAAGCUGUCCUAAUGCAAUCUACGAUUACAUUAGUAAACGUGAAUUGUGAUAAAAAUGACUAGAUCAAUCUCUGUAUAUUUUUGCAUAUGCGGUCUGUUUCGGAAGUUGCACUUUCUCUUGACUGUAAAUUCACCACUGAAUAACGGUCGAUUGAUUCACAGCGAAAGUUCAAUUGAAGGAACUUGUGUAGUUAUGUUAAGUAACAGAUAUAUAUAACUUAUAAUACUUUGUUUUUUACGCAUUUUUAUAAAACGA